Molecule: messenger RNA, 2091 nt
Organism: Zychaea mexicana
Lineage: Eukaryota; Fungi; Mucoromycota; Mucoromycetes; Mucorales; Lichtheimiaceae
Product: acyl-CoA dehydrogenase/oxidase
Exons: 9
Coding region: 1-2091 (696 amino acids)
Biological process (GO): lipid homeostasis; fatty acid beta-oxidation using acyl-CoA oxidase
Cellular component (GO): peroxisome
Molecular function (GO): FAD binding; fatty acid binding; acyl-CoA oxidase activity
Source: RefSeq, a predicted model, not a curated record
AUGACUGGUGGAUUCAACAAUAACGUACCAACAAAGUUCCCGAAGCACUUGGUCCCGAAAGGACCUAACGGACCUGAACUUCUCGAGACGGAACGUGCCAAGGCUUCAUUCAACGUCAAUGCCAUGUCCACGUUUAUGUAUGGCAAAGAGUUCCUUGAAAAAAUGCAAAACGUGGCUCGUGUCCUGGACUCUGAGCCGGCUUUCGAAAAGACCCAACGCUACUAUCAGGGUCGACCUGAAAGAGUCGCCCAUGCCUAUGAAAAAGACAAGCGCAUUGUCGAGCUUACCGAAGAAUUAAAUUGGGAUUUGGCAGAUCGCCGUAUCGCUAAUAUGCUAUACGAUCAAAGCACGCCUUAUUCGCUUCAUUAUGGCAUGUUCUUGCCCACUUUGGAAGGUCAAUGUAACGAAGAGCAACGCAAACUGUUUUUGGAACCCGCAUUACGUCAUGAAAUCAUUGGUUGCUAUGCACAGACCGAGCUUGGACACGGUAGCAAUGUGCAAGGAUUGGAAACACUCGCCACGUAUAUCCCAGAAACCAAUGAAUUUGAGAUUCAUUCACCCCACCUGACUUCAUCCAAAUGGUGGAUUGGUGGUUUGGGCAAGACCGCCAACUAUGCUGUUGUCAUGGCUCGCUUGAUUAUUCAUAACAAGGAUUAUGGACCACAUCCUUUCUGUGUGCAGAUCCGUAGCCUUGAGGACCAUCGCCCUUUGCCUGGCAUUACCGUGGGUGACAUUGGUCCCAAGUUCGGAUACGCCACAACAGAUAAUGGCUUCCUUCUCUUUGACCAUUAUCGAGUGCCCCAUGUAUCGUUUUUGGCAAAGUUCUCCCAAGUUAAACCUGGCAGUGGCGAGUAUGUCAAGCCACCCAAUGCGCGUCUCUCCUACGGUACCAUGGUCUAUGUCCGUGCCAACAUUGUGAAUGGAAGCCGAUUUGCUCUUGCGCGUGGUGCAACGGUUGCUGUUCGAUACUGCUCCGUGCGUCGACAGUUCGUGGAUGCUGCCGAGCCACGCAAGUGGAACAACCAAGUCGUCGAGACGCCUGUCAUUGAUUAUACCAUGGUCCAGUAUCGUCUGCUCACAAUUGUUGCCAGUAUUUAUGCACUGCAUUUUACGGGUCGCGAAAUGUUUCGAUUGUACGACUUGAAUCAUGCUGCAAUGAAGGAGGGCAAUUACAGUCUGUUGGCCGAUGUCCAUGCUAGCUCGUCUGGUUUGAAGAGUCUUACUACGACAAUGGCUGUAGAUGGCUUAGAGCAGUGCCGUCGUGCUUGUGGUGGUCAUGGUUACAGUUUGUUCUCUGGCUUGGGUCAAUUCUAUCAAGAUUACCUUCCCAAUGUUACUUUUGAAGGUGAUAACUAUGUCCUCACACAACAAACCGCCCGCUAUCUUUUGAAGACCUUCCGCAACGUGAUUGCUGGCAAAGCCAAGCCUUCCGAGCAUAACCUCACCAUCACCUACUUGACUCAAUAUAUGCAGAACCCCAAGGCUACGUGUCCAGCAUCUUCUGGCGCCGAGCUCUUGAACCCCGAGAUCCUCUUGAGCGCAUUCGGAUUCCGCGCCGCGUUUGCUAUUGCCCAAGUGGCCGAAGACAUUGACCGCAACGGCCGCACAUGGAACUCCAUGCUGGUUGAAAUUAAUCGUAUCUCCAAGGCUCACUGUCAGUACAUGAUUGUCCGCAACUUCUUUAUCGGACUACAGCAAGCUACGGAUAAGGAGCUCGGUGUUGCUGAGCGCAAGGUUUUGCAAGCGCUGGCCUGCUUGUUCGCUUUGCACACCAUUGAGACAGAAAUGUCCGAGUUCAUGAUGUCAGGAUAUUUGUCGCCCGAGCAAGGCAAGAUGGUCAGGGAUCAAGUGCUCGAGUUACUUGCUCGUGUUCGUCCCGAUGCUGUGCCUUUGGUGGACGCCUUUGCAUUGCCUGAUUAUUACCUUGCUUCGGCGCUGGGUCGCUCUGAUGGAAAGGUUUAUGAAUCGAUUACAGAGAUGGCAGAAAGAGAACCACUCAACCACACCUUGGUCGUAGAUAGCUACGACAAGUACAUCAAGCCUUUCGUGCAUGCUGGUUUGGAAAGGAAAAAGAACGAAUCUAAGCUUUAA